Limulus polyphemus (Atlantic horseshoe crab) is the source of this 7424-nucleotide messenger RNA. RefSeq names its product TAR DNA-binding protein 43-like. Gene Ontology annotation, biological process: regulation of gene expression. The record is from RefSeq and is a predicted model, not a curated record. Gene Ontology annotation, cellular component: nucleoplasm. NCBI's taxonomy places the organism in Eukaryota, Metazoa, Arthropoda, Merostomata, Xiphosura, Limulidae. The coding region runs from base 119 to 1597 and encodes 492 amino acids. The transcript is spliced from 4 exons. Gene Ontology annotation, molecular function: RNA binding.
UUGCCGAGGGGUGCUUUUAUUAUUAAUGAAGUGGUAGCCAUAUUCUGAGUGUAACGUAACACCUCAGGCAUUAUUGUUUCUGAUAGUCUAGUAGAUACUUAACUGGUUAGAUAAAACCAUGAGUUAUAUAUUGGUCUCUGAAGAUGAAAAUGACGAAUCUAUUGAGUUACCGUGUGAAGAAGAUGGAACUCUACUUUUAUCUACGUUGUCUGCUCAAUAUCCAGGGGCUUCAGGAUUAAAAUACCGUAAUCCGGAUUCUGGUGCUUUGCGUGGGGUACGACUUGUGGAAGGAAGAUUUUAUCCUCCUGAUGCUGGAUGGGGAAAUCAUGUAUACAUUUGUGUAUUUCCAAAAGUGGAAAACAAGCGCAAGUCAGAUGAGCAACUGGAAAAUAGCACAGCUAAAACAAAGAGAAUGGAGAAUAGACCCAAGUGUUCAGACCUUAUUGUUCUUGGCUUACCAUGGAAAACUACAGAACAAGAUCUACGGCAGUAUUUUGAAGCAUAUGGUGAAGUGUUAAUGGCACAGGUUAAAAAAGAUCCAAAAACUGGUCAGUCGAAAGGAUUUGGUUUCAUGCGAUUUGGGAAUUACGAAUCUCAGGUUCGUGUAUUAUCAAAACGUCAUAUGAUUGAUGGAAGAUGGUGUGAUGUGAAGAUACCAAACUCAAAGCAGGAGAGCCAAGCAACAGAACUCAGUAGGAAGGUAUUUGUUGGUCGCUGUACUGAGGACCUUACGGCAGAUGAUCUCCGCGAGUAUUUCUCCAAGUAUGGUGAGGUAACUGAUGUAUUCAUCCCCAAACCAUUCCGGGCCUUUGCCUUUGUGACCUUCAUGGACCCAGAGGUGGCCCAAAGCCUGUGUGGGGAGGAUCAUAUUGUUAAAGGCACUAGCAUUCAUGUCAGUAAUGCUGUGCCUAAGAAUGAAUCUGGAGGUCACCAUGGACGUAUGCAUGGAAGAAUGGAUGGUAGAGGGGGUCAUGGUGGGAUGGGCGGCCCACCCAUGGGGGGAUUCGGGAGUGGUCCAGGGCCAAAUGGUCCUUUUGCUGGUGCUCAGAUGCCCCACCAUGGAAAUAUGGGGAGUGGUGGUGGUGGUGGCAACAUGUGGAACCAAGGAAAUGGUGGUGGAGGAAAUCGUGGUGGAGAUAUACCUAACUUAGCAGCUCUUGGAAAUAGUUUGGGCUUAGGAACUUUGGGAAUUGGGGGCAACCAUCCUGGAGGGCAGGGAAACACUGGUGGCCAGGGGGGAGUCAAUGCUGCUCCUCCUACACUUAGUAUGGGUGCACUAAAUCUUGGAGCAGCUUUGCCUCUGAGUUCAGCUAUGGUUGCAGCAGCCCUAGGGCAAGCAGGCCUUGGGUUGUUUGGAGGGAAUUUCCAGUCAGCAGCACUUAGUCAAGCAGAAAAUCAAGGAAUGGCAAAUCCCCAGAAUCCACAUAUUCCCAAUACAACAUCAACACCAUCACUUGGUGGGGGAAAUGCUCAAAGAUCUGGAUUUUUAGAAUGGAUGAAUCAAACCCAGGGUUCGGGGGAUGCAAAUAACAGCAAUCAAGGUCCCUGGCCUCAGCGAGAUGUUAAACAAGGGUUUGGAAUGUCAGUGUCUCCUUGAAUGUAAAAGUGAUGGUGUCUGAAUGGGGACAGUGUGUGUGGAUGAAGCAUUAAGAUAUCAGAAGUAUUAUUUGCUGAAUGAAGGUGCAUAUGUGAACGUAAGGAUUUAUCUUAAAGUAAAUGUUCUUGUUUUAUUGUUUACCUUCCGAAUAAUUAUCUUUAUCUUGUAAACACCAUAACUGUUCUUGAUUUUAGCUUAUCACUGAUUUAUCAUAUCAGGAUUUUUAUCAAACGUAUAGAAAAUAUAUUCAUUAAACUAUACUGAACAGCGAUCCACCCUUUUUAUUAUUAUAAACAGAAAGAAUCCAUGCUAAGCAAUUUUUUAUACUUUUUUUAAUCUCCAAUAUUUUUUGCAGUAAACUAAUUAUCAGAAAUCAUCUAAUUUUGCAAUUAGACAACCAUAUCUGUCAUGGGUAAGUUUCAUUAUGCUUCAGUAUUUUCUGAAUCAGAUAAUUAAACUUAUGAUAAACUUUCACUAUGUUAUUGUCAUGUGCAGCUGUGCAUAAUGUGUGGGUAACUUUAUUAGUUGUUAACAAAGUACAGUAGUUUUCUUUAUAAUAUUCAAGUCAAGUUGGACAGAAUUUUCAUAAGAGCUUUUAACUUUUAAUUUUGUAAUCUGGUGAAUGAAACUUGUGUUGAAAAAAUGCCUUUAGUAAUUUAAUGUGAUAUGAAAUAUGUAUAAGGUCUGUUAAGUAGACUAGAUUUAACAGAGGGACUAUGCUAUUGAAUACUUUGGUAUGAGUAAGAAAUAUUGGAAUAAAAAGCAGUAACAGUCCAUUUCUGAAUAUUUUAAGUGCACAAUUUGCCAAUAACAGUAUACACGUAAAGGAUAUUUUGAGGAAGAAUGAGUGUUGUCUGGGUUUAGAUUUUCUAAAAAUGAUUAUAAUUUGUAAUGCAUAAGUGUUAUGUUCUAUAAAAUGCAGUUUAAUUGUAUACUUAGAAUGUAGUUGAAAAGUAGUUUACAUGUCUUUACGUUUUUUAUUAUGUGUAAUGUUUAGAAUUCAUUUUGUUCUUUGCACUUAACUGUAAGAAGAAAUUUUUCUGUGAAGAGUGUUUAAUGUUGCAGUACAUUAUGUGGGUUUUACUGACUCACUUAUGCCAGUACCAGCUGAGAAUCAAUAAAUUUUUCUGUGAAGUGUAAUCUUUAAAAGAGAAAGAUGGUGGAAAAUAUCAGAUCAUGCUGGUGGGAAUCAUGCAUUUAAUUAUGUGUUGCUUCGUGAGCAUUCAUAACUAUAUCAUUUGCUCUAAAUGAUAUUUCAUGAAAUUAAUUUUGCUUUUAAAGCAAAUGCAAAUUGUAUUACACUGUACAGUGAAAUGGAAACUAUUGUGCAGUUAUGAAGUCCAUAUACAUUUCUGAUAAUCUCACAAUUCCCAGUACAAAGAUGAUGAACCAGAGCUUUGUAGGUUCAUUGUUAUUGAAGAUUAUCAUUUUACAUGAGUGAAUGACGAAGCAAUAUAGAAAUGCUGAAUUUUUUUUUCUUCUAUUAUUGUUGAGAAAGAGCUUAGGAUUUUGUCUAUUAAAAUAAAGCAAAUAUUGUAACUAAUAACUAGGCUUUUAAUGAAAUGUAUGAUCAGAUACAAAAUAGAAAAACAAAAAAAUAUUGUUCAUUUUAAGAACCUUUCCACGAGUAUGAACUUAAAAUAAAUUUUACAACAAAACAAACACUACUGACAGAAGAAUUGUAUUUGAAAAAUCAUCACAAAUAUGCACAUAUAUAUGGUUACACUGAACUUGUUUUUUCCCCUUAAAUAUUUGAAUUAAGGUCACAGUUAUUCACAAGAAGUAACUAACAACAUCACCUAGUUUUUAAGUUUCACGUUACAGUUUCUUUAAACUUAUCUGUAUCUCCUUUAUACUUUUAUGCUGACUUAAACUAGUGUCAGGAAGUUUUCUGUAGUCAUAAUGAUUUACUUUAAGUGUGUAUAUGUUGUCUAAUGUGCAUAGAAAAAUAAAAAUUGCUCUUGCUUUCCAGAAGAAUCUGUUACAUCAUUAAAAUAAUUUCCUUGUUAAUGUGCAAAUAUCAAAUUAUUUCUCUAUAGAAAAUUUCAGUAAACACAUCACAUGUAUAAUCCCCUUCACUUUGCUAGUGAAAGCUAGAAAGACUAGAAGUAAGUAAAGUACAAAAAUCUUGUAUUCUUUGCGAGUUUCCUUGAAGGCAUGUGUAAAUGAAAUCAAGUAUAUUAAGAACUUAAAGAAAAGUGAGAUGGAAAAUGAAAAGUAUACCAAUACUGCUGAAGCUAAACUUGACAGGCUGAUUAUUCAAGACAAACUAAACACAGCAAAUUUGUUUAAGUUUAGGAUUUAUUGAGAUCUUAUUAAUAUCAUUACUUUACUUUUAGCUAUGUUGUGUUUUUAGAUAUCUUUAAUGACUGAAAAAUUAUAACUUUAACCUCAUUGAGAAUCUUUGCAGUUGUGAUAUCUAAGGCAAAAAGUGAGCUUAAAAUAUUUUUGAGAUCAAAAUAUUAAAGGAAUGAUUUUAUAGUGAGAAGUGUACUACAUGAAUGAAUGUAUGAUAACCUGACUGUUUUCAGUAUUUUAUUAAGAGCAUGAAUGAAAAUUGAACAAGUUCUGGACUGUUGUUAUUGGAUUGAACAUUAUUCAUAUUUGAAUCUUAUACACAGUUUGUCUUUAUCUUUUCUGAGUUUGUUUCAGUUUUUUUAUUGGCAUUAAAGUCCUCAAGUUGUGGUAUGUUUUGUAUGAUAGAAAUUCCCUCAUUUCAAAGAUUGAUAUGAUAUAAUCAGAUUUCUUUUUAUUUCCAUUAAUAUUUUGUCCUUGUGUAGAAUUAUUUGAUUUCUGAGUUUAAAAAGAAAAAAAAAGAAAGUUAAAACCAACUGAAACUGAGAGAAACAAGUUUUAAAAGUUAUCGUACUCCUCUAUAAUACCUUUUUCAUGUAUGCAGAUUGACUUAUUUUCUGAUUCCAGUUUACAUACUUAUGUCAUAAUUAAUGUAAAGUUCACUUUGAGAUAUUUUGAAGUAAUGCUUUUUUUCUAAAGAUGGAUGCUUGUCAUUGAUAAAUUGUAUUGUUCAAAUGUGAUUUGUGGAAGUGUUGGACUGUGAAUGAACUUAUGAUGUUAUGUACAAUUUAUAGUUGUAACAUUUAAAGCUUCGGCCAUCAAAACAAAAGAAAUUUCAUGCCUAUAACUAUAAUGAGAUGGUUAGGCCUAAAAAUGAAUAGCUGUUUACUGUUGUGUCAAUUGUGCACUUAUGUUAUAUUUGCUAAGGUUUUUAUCUUAUUGGUACCAUAUAAUUUGGCUAUAAUUUUACUGUGUGUUAUCAGUUUCUUAUAACUAAAAUUUGCUAAAUAUAUUAAGAGAACAUUAUGUGCAAAAUUUAUUUUAUUGCUAAAGAAAGAAUGAAGUCCUUUCACUUUGUUAAAAGUAUAAAUGAAUGAAUAAUGGAAUUAAAAAAAAAAGGAAUUAACUAAUGUGUAUGCUUGUAUCAUAUUGAAUGCUCGUUGAAUUGUACCUGCUCUUGGGAAAAAAAAAAAAUUUUUUAAAGUUUUAUUUUGUAAUGUGAGAAAAACCUUUUUUUUUUUGAUGGAAGGUGGUUAUGUAAAAAUCUAAAGUUCUUACAACAAAAGUGUAUAUUUGUUCACAAGUUUUAUUGAAUGAAAGGAUGUAGUACAGCUUUUCAUUGUUUUUUUCUUCAAAUCCUGAUUGAUAUGAUUAUUGUGAAAAUGAUUGUAAAAUUUCAUUACUAGUCCUAAUUGGAUACCCAAAACAAAGAUUGGUGUUCUUGCACUAAAUUCUGUAACUGUUACAAUAGUUUUUUCUCUCUUUCAGACAUCUUGGAAUAUAGCAUACAUAAGUCUAAAUCCACAGUUGCAAUCUUACUGCUAGUUAUUGAAAUUAGAAGAUAUAACUAGAGAUAUCAAAUAGAAACCAAUAGGUUGAUUAGUAUUUUAUUAGUUGUUCAACAUUGAUGAUUAAAAAAAGAAAUUAUUGUCUUUUCUUUGGUACUAUUUUACUGUAGUUAGUGCUCAAACAUUUGAUGAAUAAUUACUACUUAUUGGCAAAAAUUAUAAAACCAAAUUUUCACUUAACUGGCCAUUUCCUGAAAAGUACAAAAAAGGGUACAUAUGUGCAGAAUUGUUUUAAGGAAUAUUUUUACACCUCACUGUUGUAUGGUAAAUUUGCCUUAAUGUCUGCAGUGUAUAGAUUAAAUAGACAAAUAUAGAAUUUUGAAAGUGUUUGUAAACUGCAUAAAUAACUGGAAAGUUAUUCAGGAUACUUCUUUGCUUUCAGUAUUUCAGAAAUAUUCUCUCUUUCAUUUGUUACAAAACUGUUAGAAAUGGGCCAAAAUUUUAUUGAAGUUUAAUGUGGUUAUUUUUCAAAAGCUUAUUUCUUAUCGGAGUCAAUCUAAUUGUUAAGCUUUAACCUUACUGACUGUUUUGUUGAGAAAUGUGACCAUGUGAUGUUGUUUCUACCAUAAGUUAUUGUCAGGUGGAAGAUACCAGUUUGUUUUCUUGCUUGUUUGAAGAUUUUUGUGUAUUGCAUGUCUUUAAUUGCUUAUGCCGGUAUCGGAAGAGGCAAAGGAGUGUACUGUUAUACAGAAAAGUGGUAUAAAGAUUCUAAAAGGAACAUUGAUCAGAAAGUGAGGUUAUGACACAGAUGUGAUUACAAUACCAUGUUUGUCUGUAUGUUGUAUGUAUUUUACCUAAGUGUGCACUUUUUGAUAUGUAAUACUAUAUUGUUACCGUGUUUGUAAGGCAUCUUUAGAAAAGAAAAAAACAAAACAAAAUCAUACAGUAAUACCAAGUCUGUGUAUUUGACUAAGUGCUAAGAACUGUGGAGAUUGAUAUUAUGGUUUAAAUGAAACAAGGUAUAAUAGAUUUAUUUAUGACUACCUUUAUGAAAAUAAAUAUUUAGGAAUUCAUCUGUUUGAACUAGCUAUUCUGACUUUGUGUGUAUAGGGUGGACUUGAAGUUAGUUAACAUAUUGUACCUGGACACUGAAAUUGGUUUGAAUGGGCUUGUUACUCAAUGUCAACCUGAUAUACAGUUGGAAUAUUUCUUAUUAAAUAAUGUAUGUCAGUUGAUGUAAUUACUGAAAGUGAUUUUGUUCUGAUAAGAUUAGUAAAUUUAAGCUAUCUAAUUCCUUUCUCACCCUGCAGUAGUGAUUCUAUUAAUAUACAUAUAAUAUCAGUACUGCAGUAAUGAUAACAAACAUAUGUCAAAUUGUGUUAUACUUUUUUCUUUUCACUUGUACUGUGAAUAUAUUUGUAAGGCAAGUCAGUGAACCAAUACACAUCAUUUUCUGUAACAUCUCAGUUCUUUCAUGGUAUGAUAGAUGUUAGAUGAUGGUAAAAAUGCUUUGAUCUAGCUGUUUCAACUUGCUCUAAGUUAAGAGUGUUUGUGUUACUUUGCAUGUUUUUAGAAUAAUGAUCUUUACCUUUUGGGAAUAAAAUGUAGCUGUCAGUUGCUGCAUGAUUUAACUUUGAUUCUUGCUUGGCUGAAAAGGUUUAUUGUUUUGAAAGUAUGAGUUGUUCAAAUGUGGCAGACAGUUAAGGGUUUGACCUAAGAAGUGAAAUAAUCAAAUACAGUUUUAACUGGUAUAUACAUUAGUAUAUUCUUACAAUUUGUGAAUUAUUUAAAUUCACACUCGGGCUAAUCCCUUACUGUCUUGCUCUAAGAAAGCCAUUUAAAAAUUUUGACAGAGUGACAACAUGUAAUUAAAGUAUUAUUGGGGGUGUGCUUGAGGGUGUCAACAUGUUAUGCUGUAAUAUACGUGGCCACUUGCAACAUUUGAAUGCCAUAAAAUUUGAGUGUUAUGAAUGUGUGUAUUUACUUUUAAAGUAUUCAAUAAAAGUGACUGUUCUGCAUAUGAA